Molecule: messenger RNA, 522 nt
Organism: Talaromyces rugulosus
Lineage: Eukaryota; Fungi; Ascomycota; Eurotiomycetes; Eurotiales; Trichocomaceae
Exons: 1
Coding region: 1-522 (173 amino acids)
Cellular component (GO): membrane
Source: RefSeq, a predicted model, not a curated record
AUGCUGUUCCAGUCCAUCCUCGACUGUAUCUCUGGCACGUUCGCCGCCAGCCCUCCCCCUGCCCCUCCUAUCGACUCUCGGACGCAGGACUCCAUCGCCUCCGAUAUCCUCACCAUAAUACUGACAGCCGAUACACCAUACACCCUGCAUAAACAGCUCAACGAGAAAAUCACUACCGAAGGCUGGUCCGAAGCCAUAGCAACUUCUCUCCUCCACGGCCUUGAGUGCGCCAUUAAAGCAGGGACUCAAAUGGCAAAGGCAGCGUCCGAUGCGCUCACUGAGGCUAAAAAUGCCGCGAUCGGAUUCGCAGAAGAUCAUCCUGUCUAUGCAACGCUAAUCGCCCUGGGAAUACUGGCUAUCUUGAUGCCAUGGGCGCUCGAGAUUUUGGGGUUUGGUGAUCUGGGACCUAUUGGGGGAUCGUUCGCGGCUGGUUGGCAGAGCAGAUAUGCGGGAUAUGUACCCAAGCGUUCUUUGUUUAGCUUCUUUCAGAGGCUGGGGAUGAAUUGGCACUGGGAUGUUUGA